Pseudo-nitzschia multistriata is the source of this 1513-nucleotide messenger RNA. NCBI's taxonomy places the organism in Eukaryota, Bacillariophyta, Bacillariophyceae, Bacillariales, Bacillariaceae. The record is from the annotation of a GenBank genome assembly.
CCAUACAGGUAGAACUUGCUGGUACCGGUACGUAGGUGCAGUAUGCAGCAUGGAAUCAAAAUCAGACUCCAUCGCAAAGCUUCGCAACCAGAGAAGAUAUCCCGCAAAACGCGCAAAAACACAUCCAGUGCUGGGAUCAGGAGCAAGUUAACCACCUAUGUUUAGAAAAGAUGCCCGAGCUGCCCGAGGUUCAAAAUUUUCGAAGGCUCCUUUUGUCUUUGAUAUCUCAAGAACACACAUUGAGAUUGGAGCGCCAUUCCCUCGAGAAGGCCCCUCCUCGGAAAUUCAUUAAGGACGAAGAGAUCGACGAAAUCCAUUCCUCGGAAUUUAUGGUUUCGGAUGUGUUGAGAAAAGGCAAGCUGAUAUGUAUGGUAUUGACAAACAGGAUCAAACCGAAAGACAGGAAGGGGAGAAAAAAUGCCGCACCGGCACCAGCACCAACCACAAAAUAUCUCUUCCUUCACAUGGGGAUGACCGGGCGGAUUUCUACGCCUGACUGCAUCCCGAAAUUACAGGAACUUUCCGACGCAAAUAUCUACCCCCCACCGUACACGUAUUUAAGACUGAUCGCUGGGCCAAAUGAAGCAUGUUUUUCCGAUCCUCGCAAGUUCGGCGCAACAUACCUCAAAGAUGUCCUGUCGGACGAUUUCGACGUGCUUGCGCCCGACGCAUGGCUAGAUACUCGCCCUAUCAAGUCCGAAACCGCAAAUCUAGAGAAAGACAUGGCAAAAGGCAUAGUGGAGAACGAAUCUUCUACGCUGUCCACUAUCUUAUCAAAACUGACGGACCAAUCGAUGGGAAUUAAGGGAAUUUUGUUGGAUCAAAAACGAGCCAUGUGUGGGGUAGGAAACUGGGUCGCCGAUGAGGUUCUGUACCAAACCAGAAUGCACCCCGAUCAAAAUUAUUUGACUAACGAUCAGGCGAGGAUUCUUGUUCAUCGAUUACACCUCAUUUUGGACGAGGCCGUUCGAUGCCUCUCCAAGGACAAGGACUUCCCUCGAGAAUGGCUAUUUCAUUACCGAUGGAGCAAACGGGGGAGCAAGUCCUCGGCCGUGAAAGAUUCCACGGGCCGGUCAAUCGUAUUUGUGACAUCGGGUGGGAGAACCUCUGCUGUGGUCCCCUCACUCCAAAAGAAAAAGUCCCAGGCUCCGGCAAGAACGCCGGAAGCCUCAAAAAAGAAGAAAGAGACCAAGGCCACGACAACGACAACAUCGCGAAGAAAGAACGAUAUAAAWUCCGAAGAGACGCCAACAAAAGCUGAAAAAAAAACAAAAACAAAAGUAAAAAAAGAAAGUGGCGGAGUGUCAAAGCCACCACAACCCAGAAGCCGAAAACGCAAAGGUUCUUCGGAAGACGCGCCGGCUGGCAUCCGACGAGGCACGAGACGAAGUCCCAGAUUCAAAAAGCUCUGAGGGAGGAAUCUGGGUAUCGGAAAGUUCUUUGUUUCAUUUCCCUCCGACCAGUGGUCUCGAAAUCUAGUAGAUCUAAGCCGAACUAAACUUUCGCGCGAUAC